Molecule: messenger RNA, 1470 nt
Organism: Daphnia magna
Lineage: Eukaryota; Metazoa; Arthropoda; Branchiopoda; Diplostraca; Daphniidae
Product: repetitive proline-rich cell wall protein
Exons: 3
Coding region: 45-1121 (358 amino acids)
Source: RefSeq, a predicted model, not a curated record
UCAUAGACACAUCACUUUCUGUUCCACAGCAAGAGCUUACUAACAUGGGUACCACUGGAAGAUCUGUACUUUUGCUGUUAUUCUUCGUGCUGGCUACUGCCUUACCAGAAUCCAACCGCGAAAAGCGAUCACCGGAUGGACAUGGACAUCACGGGCACCACGACCACGGACACGACCACGGACAUGACCACGGGCAUGAUCACGGGCAUGGCGGUGGCGUCCCAAUUCACACUCCUGAUGUAGGUGCAGGAUAUGGUAACCCCAUUGCUGUUUCGUCUUACGAUACGAAACCGGAUCAACAGUAUUACGAUCAGCAGUCCUAUUCUGCUCAGCCAUCUGUACCUUCCUACGAUACCCCUCAAGGAUCCCAACAAUAUGAAGGCCAAACAUCUCCCAUCUAUAGUUCCCCAACAUACAGCCCUCCUGCAUACAGUCCUCCUGCAUACAGUCCUCCUGCAUACAGCCCUCCUGCAUACAGUCCUCCUGCAUACAAUCCUCCUGCAUACAGCCCUCCUGCAUACAGUCCUCCUGCAUACAAUCCUCCUGCAUACAAUCCUCCUGCAUACAGCCCUCCUGCAUACAGUCCUCCUGCAUACAAUCCUCCUGCAUACAGCCCUCCUGCAUACAGCCCUCCUGCAUACAAUCCUCCUGCAUACAAUAAUCCCGUCCCUGCUUCCCAAUACUCACCACCUGCCCCCCAGUAUACAGCUCCGGCUCCUUCUUACAGCGCCCCAGCUACGCAGUACAGCCAAUCUUACGAGACCCCCUUACAGUCGUACGAAGCCCCUCAACAAUCAUAUGAAGCCCCGCAAGAGUUGUACGAAGCUCCCCAACAUUCUUAUGGAGCCCCAAAAGCCAAGAAACCCAAGGGCAGUUAUGGCGCCCCAAAAGCAAAGAGACCAAAGGGCGGCUAUGGAGCUCCGAAAGCCAGCAAGAAACCAAAGUCCAGUUAUGGACCUCCUCAGAAAGCUUACGGUGCCCCUCAACAAUCGUAUGGAGCCCCAACGCCCUCUUAUCAGGCUCCUUCCUACCAAGCCCCGAGCCCAUCUUAUCAAGUCCCAGCUUAUUCUGCUCCGGUCUACACCCAACAAGCGUACUCUCCCCCAAUCUAUGGCCAUUAAACACUGCGUGAAUCAGCUGGCUAUGAUUCACAUAUACUUUCAUCUUCCUUUACGCAAUUUAGGAUAUAUUUUUCUUUUCCUGCGGCCAGUGUCUGAUAUAUUCCAACAUUUUAUUUUCUAUAUAGUGGUUACAUAUCAUAAAUUGAAAUUUAGAUUGGACCACUGCGUUCCUGAAAAGGGGUUGUUGGCCACCAUAUUCAAUUAUUCAUCCCAUUUUGUGUUUCUUAAAGACCUCUUGUAAAGCCCUUUCUGCGUUGUCUAGUUUGUCUCAAGAAAUGUGAGCUACUGAACUUAUAUUGAUCACUUCUUUAUUUUGGGACAUUUGUUAAUAUACAACGACUGCACAACA